This is a messenger RNA of Prorocentrum cordatum, 791 nucleotides long. The record is from the annotation of a GenBank genome assembly. NCBI's taxonomy places the organism in Eukaryota, Dinophyceae, Prorocentrales, Prorocentraceae.
AAGACUGCCCGUCCAAAUUCGCAUCGCCGCGGCCCGCCCACUUCGUCAGGACUUCGAGCGUCAUCCAGGGCAUCUCGAGAGGCCUCCCGGGAGGUCUCCCCUCGCCCGUGGCAGAAGGCCAGGCGGAGCGGGAGCAAGAUCCGGGCCGCCGCUCCGUCGGCGGAAGGACUGCCCGCGCCGUCGCUUGAAGGCCAUGAGCGCCCCGCAGCGCGAGCCGACGGUGCAGGUCGAGUCCGCUCUGUGGGCCUCCGACGCGCGGGACCUGUUCGACUUCGAGGCGGCCGGCGCCAGGACCCGGAACUUCGAUCUGCCCAGGUCGGCGAAGAUCGCCCGGGUGGGCGGGUCGCUGAUGCCGCUCGAAGGGCGCCAGCCCGUGCCCCCCGACAGCGAGCCGCUGCUGCAGCUCCGUGAGGAGAACGGCGCCUUCUGGGUCGACAGCGCGAACCCGAGGGCGCGCUCGUCGAGCAAGAAGCUGUGGCUGGUCGUCAAGGACCUCCCCGGUGCCACGUACGAGCUGUCGGAGGGGGACGAGAUCCGCAUGGGCUGCACGAGGUUCCGCGUCCGCCAGCUGGUGGCCGACGCGAGCGCUGGAGUGCAGCCAGAACUGACUCUGCCAGACGCUGAGACUACCUGCCAGGACGACGAGGGCUCUGGGACACAGGGCGGCCUCUGCCGCAUCUGCCUGGACGGCGACUGUGACGAGCAGGGCCCGCUGAUCCGGCCGUGCGGCUGCAGAGGCUCCAUCGAGAGCGUGCACCUGGGGUGCCUGCAGCAGUGGAUCCGCUGCAGGA